ACCCUCGCUUUUGGAACCAGUCAAGCAGACGAAGCAACAGAGUGGAGAGAGAGAGAGAGAGUGUAGAUUUUCCUCUCCUUUCCCACUGUUUACCCUUUUCCUUCACACCUCCUUCCGGGAACAAGGUGGGAACAUGGAAAUUGUAUGAUCGUGCCUAACUUCCUGCAUAUAAAUAUACAAUCCUUUUCAUUCGCCGAAGUUUGGAGUUCAAAGAGAGAGAGACAGGGGAGGAGAGGAAGAGAGGGCGAGAGAGAGAGGGAGAUGGGGAAUUGUUUGAGAGCUCGGAGGAUUGACAAUCAUUGGUCGUGUUCAUCAAGCAACAUCAGAGUUCCAGCUCCAGCUGCUGAAACAGAGCAUAGAGAAAGGGACGAAGUCGCCGGAGAAAAUGGCAUUAAAGGCGAGGAGGCGCCGGAGAGUUUUGGUGGUGGUGCGGGAAAAAUGGCGAUUCCGGCGAUGAAAGUGUUCACUUUAGCGGAAUUGAAAAGCGCGACUAAAAAUUUCAGGCCGGACACGAUGCUGGGAGAGGGAGGGUUCGGGCAGGUAUUCAAAGGCUGGGUGGACCGGCGGACCCUCGCCCCCUCCAAGGUCGGCGUCGGCAUGCCCGUCGCCGUCAAGAAAGCCUCACCCGAUAGCUCCCAAGGUUUACACGAAUGGCAGUCGGAGGUGAAGUUCUUAGGGAUGUUGAGUCAUCCAAACCUGGUGAGGCUGCUGGGUUUCUGCUGGGAAGAAAAAGAAUUUCUCCUUGUCUAUGAAUACAUGCAGAGGGGAAGCUUGGAAAAUCACCUCUUCCGCAAAGGUGCAGAGCCCCUUCCAUGGAGCACACGGCUCAAAAUAGCAAUAGGAGCAGCUCGAGGCCUCAGUUUUUUGCACACAUCGGGGAUGAAAAUUAUCUAUCGAGACUUCAAGCCCUCAAACAUUUUGCUCGAUGAAUUUUACAAUGCCAAGCUUUCAGAUUUUGGGCUUGCCAAGCUAGGCCCAUCAGAUGGGAACACUCAUGUGUCCACUCGGCCCAUGGGCACCUAUGGCUAUGCCGCUCCUGAAUAUGUUUCCACCGGUCACUUGUACAUAAGGAGUGACGUGUACGGUUUCGGUGUGGUGCUACUAGAAAUGCUAACAGGCCUACGAGCCAUCGACACGAACCGGCCCAACGGGCACCAAAACUUGGUGGAAUGGGCUAGGCCGUUUCUGCCGGAGAAGAGGAAGCUGAAGAGGAUAAUGGACCCAGGCCUAGAGGACCUGUACCCAUUGAAAGGUGCGACCCAAAUGGCCGAGCUGGUUCUACACUGCCUCGAAUCCGACCCGAAGAACCGGCCAAGUAUGGUGGAAGUUUUAGAGAGAUUAGAGAGAAUCAACAGUAUCACUAAAAAACAAAAGGAGCCCAAGCCCAAGCCCAAGCCCACUUCAAGGCCCACUACGCCUCAGCGCCUUUACAGUUGUCCCAAUACCUCCCGGCCUCCUGUUCAUCACGCGCAUCGCAGCAAAUCUAAUUUCAAUUAAUUUACGAUUAGACCCUUCUAUUUAAAAAAAAAAUUAAGAAUGAUAUGCUAGUGUCAAUAAAUUAUUUCUUGUUGUAAAUUAUCAGUCCAUCAAUAUAUUGAUGAGUUGAGACCAAGAAAUAACUUCAAUUUUUUUUCUUUUUUUUUUUUUCAGUUUUUUAAUUGAUAGAGAGGUUCAACUUGAGUUACAGAAUCGAAUAUAUUGUCACUUCUUUUUUUUUGUAUCA
Molecule: messenger RNA, 1723 nt
Organism: Malania oleifera
Lineage: Eukaryota; Viridiplantae; Streptophyta; Magnoliopsida; Santalales; Ximeniaceae
Product: probable serine/threonine-protein kinase PBL11
Exons: 6
Coding region: 145-1497 (450 amino acids)
Biological process (GO): protein phosphorylation
Molecular function (GO): protein kinase activity; ATP binding
Source: RefSeq, a predicted model, not a curated record